Vicia villosa (hairy vetch) is the source of this 1377-nucleotide messenger RNA. RefSeq lists its product as uncharacterized. The coding region runs from base 1 to 1377 and encodes 458 amino acids. The transcript is spliced from 2 exons. NCBI's taxonomy places the organism in Eukaryota, Viridiplantae, Streptophyta, Magnoliopsida, Fabales, Fabaceae. The record is from RefSeq and is a predicted model, not a curated record.
AUGUCAAAGGCAAGAGACAACGCAACUGCGACAUCGUCACAACCUUUAGAAACAAUUGACGAGUCGUCUGACGGACUUUACUUUCACGAACUAUUUGAAGAAGAGCAAGAAGCCAUCAUACAACCCACUGUUGUAAACAUGGCCGCCACAGCUCCUUGUGCAAAUAGUCCUCGUCUCAAUCCUCAAUUCGCAAGAACUGCCGCCAACGGGCGGACAUCUGAAUUGAAGACCGGUAUUCUACAGCUCAUUUGUGCAAGUCCUUUCGCCGGAUUGGACCAUGAAGAUCCAUACACUCAUCUGACUCGAUUCUAUGAGCUAGCAAGUACUACAGGUGUAGCCCAAGCGGAGGAAGAGACUUUAUUCAAAAGGUUGUUCCCACAUUCUUUGCUAUCAAAGGUUAAAGAUUGGUAUCUAGAUCAACCUGAAACAGUUAUGACCGAUUGGAAUACUCUGGAAGAAAAAUUCUUGGAACGGUUUUACUCUCAAAACCGAUUCUUUGAUGCUAAAACAACAAUUGCAGUAUUCUCUCAAGGUAGUAAUGAAUCACUAAAUGAAGCUUGGGAAAGAUUUAAGGCUAUGCUGAGAAAGUGUAAGGGGCAUGGAUUUGCAGAAGUCGAUAAAAUUCACAUGUUCCGCAACGGUCUUACACCUACUAAUAAGACACUUUUGGACACCACAGCUGGUGGCUCGUUAAUGUCCAAGAUAACUGCUGAAGCAAUUCAGAUAAUCGAGAGAAUGGCUUUGAAUGACCGACAAACUAAUCAGUCAAAUACGACAUUCUCAGCCAACACUCAAGAGAAUCCUAAAGAGCAUUGCAAAGCAGUUGUUACCAGAACUGGUCAGAAAGGUGGUGAGGGGGAAGUUGAAAUCAAUGAUACUGAGAAGGAGGAUAACAAUCGUGCUGCGGAAGAUGAGGAGAAUGAAGUCAUAGUGAGCGAUAUGAAUAAAGAGGCUGAAAAAAAUAUAGGGUUGCGGCGCGCGAAUAUACAGUCGCGGCGCACCAAUGACAAAAUAGCCAGCAGUGUGAUCCCCAGUCAACAUCUCCCAUAUCCACAUGUACCAUCAAAAAAGGAUCAUGCUAGGCAGUAUGCAAGGUUUAUGGAAAUUUUUAAGCAAUUACAAAUCAACAUUCCAUUCUCCGAAGCCAUUGACCAAAUGCCAAAGUAUGCAAAGUUUAUGAAGGAUAUUUUGACAAAGAAGAAGAGACCAGAAGAAGAAGUGGUUGUACUUGAUGCUCAGUGUAGUGCUAUAGUCUCCCGUCUCCCUCAAAAAGCAAGAGAUCCGGGACGAGUCACACUACCAGUCACGAUUGGUAACCAGCAUAUUGGGAGUGGAUUGAUAGAUCUAGGGUCAAGCAUCAAUCUAAUUCCUCUAUAA